CGCCACGUGGCAUACCGAGUGCCUGUGCCUGGUUACUUUUCAUCAAUCGUCGUGCCAGAGAUGCGGCAAAAGUUGAUGCUAUAAAGCCCAUCUCUCCUUUCAUCUGCCACCAAAAAGGGUCAUCCGCCUGCCCGCUUACCUGUCAUCUUCUACUUUAAUUUUUACUCUACUGCCCAUACGCUUGGCCCAUCAUGAAGAUCACCGACAAGCUGCAUAAGGCCGAGAAGGAAGGCCGACCCUUCUGGAGUUUUGAAUACUUUCCUCCCAGGACUGCCCAGGGCCUUCAAAACCUUUUCGACAGAAUAGAGCGUAUGCGCGACCUCGGCCCCGAGUUCAUCGACAUUACUUGGUAUGCCUCGCGCACGUGUAGUAACUAGCUCGUCACUGACUUGAAGCUAGGGGCGCUGGCGGUAAGAAUGCAGACUUGACAAACUCUCUCGUGGAAAUCUGUCAGUCCACCAUCGGUAUCGAAACCUGCAUGCACCUCUGCUGCACCGAAAUGCCCAAGGAAAAGGUCGAAUGGGCCCUCAAGCAAGCCAAGCAAAACGGCUGCCAAAACAUUCUUGCCCUCCGAGGUGACCCCGUUGCCGGAACGUCCACCUGGGAGCCUACCCCCGGCGGUUUCAUGAACGCCAUCGAUCUCGUCAAGUACAUCCACAAGAACUACCCCGGCGACUUUUGCGUCGCCGUCGCUGGGUUCCCCCAGGGCCACCCCGAGUCUCCCUUGACGCCCGAAGGCAAGGAGCAAGAGAUGAAGUGGUUGAAGGAAAAGGUCGAUGCGGGUGCCGACUUUAUCUUUACCCAGAUGUUUUACGACACCGACAUCUUUUUCGACUGGGUCAAGCGGGUCAGGGCUGCGGGUAUCACCGUGCCCAUCAUCCCCGGUAUCAUGCCGAUCCAGAACUGGGAAAAGUUUGACAAGUGGGUCCAGCGCGAAAACAUUAUCGUCCCCCAGCACUUUUACGAUGCCCUCAACCCCGUCAAGGGCGACGACGAAAAGGUCCGCCAAGUCGGUACCAAGCUUGUUGCAGAGAUGUGCCGGAAGAUCUUGGACAACAAGGAGGCGGGUAUCAAGGGUCUGCAUGUGUACACUUUGAACUUGGAGAAGGGCGCGAGGAUGUUGUUGCAGGAGCUCGGAUUUGAAGGCAGGAGGGAGCAGAUUGCGCCUUUGCCCUGGAGGCCUAGUUUGACGCCAAACAGGAGGGACGAGACUAUCAGGCCAAUCUUCUGGGCCAAUCGAACGCGGUCAUACAUUUCCAGAACCGAAGACUGGGACGAGUUCCCCAACGGGCGAUGGGGUGAUUCCCGAUCUCCUGCUUAUGGCGAUCUUGACGGAUACCCCGUAUCCAUCGGCAUCUCUGCCACUGAAGCUUACAACCUCUGGGGCAACCCCACCACCACCACCGAGAUCUACAACCUCUUUGCUCGCUUCUGCCGCGGCGAACUGACCAAGCUCCCAUGGUCUACCCAGCCUCCUGCUUCCGAGACCUCCGUCAUCACCGACCAGCUCACCAAGAUGAACGAGCUCGGUUACUUGACCAUCAACUCGCAGCCUGCCGUCGACGGUGUGGCGAGCGACGACAAGGUCCACGGAUGGGGUCCCUCGGGCGGGUAUGUCUAUCAGAAGGCAUACCUCGAGUUCUUUGUCUCCCCCGAGCUUCUCUCGCCGUUGAUCAGGCGGAUCGAGCGUGACCCUCGUAUCACCUACUAUGCCGUCAACAAGCAAGGCGACCUCCGGACCAACACCCAUAGCGAAGGCCCCAACGCCGUCACUUGGGGUGUCUUCCCCGGCAAGGAGAUCAUCCAGCCCACCAUCGUCGAGGCCGUGUCUUUUGUCGCGUGGAAGGACGAAGCUUUCGAGCUCGGUCUCCAGUGGGCCAACCUCUACCCCGCGGGUUCUCCCUCCAGAGAGCUGAUCACAAAGGUGAUGAACGAUUCAUAUCUCGUCAACAUUGUCGCCAACGACUUUAGGGAUGGUCUGUCCAUCUUUGAGCCCUUCUUGCUCGAUCAGACGCCUGUCGGCAAAGUCGUCGAAGGCGUGAAGGGCGUCGUGGAGGGCGUCGUGGAGGGCGUGAAGAGCGUCGUGGCAGAGUAGAUCUCGUGUCAAUGAGAAGGAUGAGAUGAGGCGAGAGUUUUGUCCUCAACGGACUUUUCGGAGAGUGGCGCGGCACGUUCAACUCGUGUCAUUCGCCCUUUCCAGCUCUUGUCGAAUCUGAUCCUUUCUUGUCUGGCUCUCUUUUUUUCUUUUUCUCAGCAUACCCCUCUCUAACGACAUACCACACAAAACUGAUCAUUCGUAUCACACCGCCUGUUCUAAUGGCAUUUUAACGAUCUCUCCACAAAGCAUUUCAACAAUCACUGUAUCUCCCUAGACUUCCUUCUUAUCAUAGUUGUAAACAAUAAAAACUACCAAUUCACAAUCUAGAGGAGAGCGUUCAACACCGCAUUAUACUGCCAUACUGGUCGAUGCAUAUAUUAUCA
Molecule: messenger RNA, 2481 nt
Organism: Cryptococcus amylolentus CBS 6039
Lineage: Eukaryota; Fungi; Basidiomycota; Tremellomycetes; Tremellales; Cryptococcaceae
Product: methylenetetrahydrofolate reductase, variant
Exons: 4
Coding region: 479-2095 (538 amino acids)
Biological process (GO): tetrahydrofolate interconversion
Cellular component (GO): cytosol
Molecular function (GO): methylenetetrahydrofolate reductase [NAD(P)H] activity; FAD binding
Source: RefSeq, a predicted model, not a curated record